AUGUCGCAGAGUGAGCCUCAAGCAGCUGCCCCCAUAAAAUUUGAGGCAGCGGUGCCGCGAGAUGCAGCGACUGAUGGAACCGACGAAAGUAAAGGCCACCGGCUCAAUCAAAGCCUAGUCGUCUUAGCCGGCUUCUUGAUAACCGCCACAACGACAUCAUUAGUUUUCAGCUUCGGCGUCUACCAAGAUCUCUACGAAGCCAUGGCCAAAGAACCCAACAACCCCUUCACGGGCAUUUCAUCUUCGAAAAUUGGACUGAUCGGAAUCCUGAGUGUCUCGUUCAUGACAUUGGGAGGCCCGUUUGUGGCCAUGUGGGCGAGACUGUACCCGCCACAACUCGUCGUUGCGACGGGCGGUCUUGUCUUUGGUGUAGCGCAUAUCUUGGCUAGUUUUAGUGAGCGAUUGUGGGAGUUUGCGCUUACGCAGGGCUUACUCAUGGGCGUGGGCACUUCGAUGACUUUUGUCACUACGACGUCCGUGGCACCGACUUGGUUCGACAAGCGUCGUGGUCUGGCGAUGGGGAUCAUCGUUGCCGGAACGGGUGUUGGGGGUAUGAUCUGGCCUCCGAUCCUGCGCGCAAUCAUCAAUUCGCUUGGGUUUCGAGAUGCGAUGCGUAUAUCCGGGUGUAUCACACUCGCUCUCGUGGCGUUUGCCAGCGGUGCAAUGCGAUGGGAACCCAACCUGAAAGAGCAGAUUCACGCUCAAGUAGCUGUGUCAUCGUCUACUCGCUCAAAAUGGCUACAACCUUUUCAGUUUCCUUCAUUGAGUUGGAAAGUCGCUACAUCCAAUAAAUUUCUAGCCCAAGCUCUGGGCAAUUUCAUACAAUCAGCCGGCUACUCGAUUCCAUUAUUCUACUACGUCGCAUAUGCCCAAUCCCUAGGGUAUGGAGCCGACCAGGCUGCUAAUUUUAUUACCUUCAGCAAUGCGUCAAACUUUGUUUCCAGGAUUGUUAUCGGCUAUUGCGCGGAUAAAUUUGGCCGUCUUAAUGCCUUAUUUUUCACGACGGUGAUGAGCGCCGUUGCCACAUUGGUAUUCUGGCUGCCGACUACGACUUUUGCGUGCAGCAACGAGAGCAGUAAUGCCUGCGAUAAUACGAGGUCCGAUGUCCUAUUCAUCUUCUUCGUCGUUUUUUAUGGCGCGUUCGCUAGUGCAUAUAUAUCUCUAUUUCCCGUCACAUUACUUGAGCUCUUUGGUCGACAGCACUUUUCAAGUGUAAAUGGCACACUGUCACUCAUUCGUGGAAUUGGUGCCUUGCUAGGAACACCGCUGAUCAGUUUAUUGAUUCCGCAAUCGCAGUCACUGACAUCGCCUUGGGUGUAUGAGCGGGCUGUAACUGUGGUAACUGUGCUGUUGGUUGCUGCUAGUGUGGCUACACUUUGGGUUCGGAUUGAAGCCGCUAGAGGCUCGAUUUGGAAGUGGAAGGCAUGA
Molecule: messenger RNA, 1428 nt
Organism: Talaromyces amestolkiae
Lineage: Eukaryota; Fungi; Ascomycota; Eurotiomycetes; Eurotiales; Trichocomaceae
Exons: 2
Coding region: 1-1428 (475 amino acids)
Biological process (GO): transmembrane transport
Cellular component (GO): fungal-type vacuole membrane
Molecular function (GO): transmembrane transporter activity
Source: RefSeq, a predicted model, not a curated record